AUGAGUGGGCAGUAUAAUGGGCUUCAAGCUAAAAUACUUGAACAAAAUCCUCAAGCCCUAUUUAUUUGGUGUUCUGCUCAUAGGUUAAACCUAAUAGCUAGUCAGGCAGUAGGAUCUUGUUCAAAUGCAGUGGAUCUAUUUGGAAAUUUAGAAAAAAUAUUUACUUUUAUCACUGGAAUUUAUCAAACAAUAGAAGAAGUAAGAAAUAGAGACGGAGGAUCGGAUUUCAAACUUGGUGCUGAUUGUAAUGGACUGCUUAGCUACUUGACUUCUUAUAGGUUUUUAAUGACAGCUCUUAGUUUUAAAAAAAUAUUUGAAAUACUUGAACCAUUAACCCGUACAUUACAAGCUCGUGACAUAGAUAUUUUAGCAGCGAUGUAUUUAGUUAAUAGUGCUAAAGAGUCCAUAGUGGCACUGAGAACUGAAGAAACAUUUGAAAAUAUUUUGAUAUUAGCUAAAGAAUUUGAUGAUAAUAUGAUAAUGAGGAAUUUGAGCCAUUGCGGACAACAAGAAAACGUAAAGUUAGAAAAAUGGCUGGGGAAUUAUGUAGUGAUGAAGUUGAACAAAAUCCUAUUCAAAAGUUUAAGGGAGUAUGAACAGUUUAUAAAUUGUGAUUUAAUUGUUAAUGAAACUUUACCAUUGUAUCUGCAUCCUAAUUUAAAUGAUGACAAUUCAAGUUUGAGCUCUAACGAUUCAAACAGUGACGAUACUACAUCUGAACAAUUAAAAAGGUGGCAAAAUUCAUCAAGUUUAAUGUGCGUUUUUCAAGAUUUCUGUAAAGCUGGUCUAAAAUCUAUAUUCCCAAGUUUAUUUAUGCUUAUAAAAAUUGGAGUGACUAUUCCAGUAUCAAGCUGUUCCCCAGAGAGAUCUUUUUCCAAAUUAAAAUUAAUAAAAACUCGUUUAAGAAGCACAAUGGGGGAAGAUAGAUUGGAAGAUCUGAUGCGUAUCACUUGUGAAGCUGAUAUACAGUUAGAUUCAGAAACAAUAAUAGACAACUUUGCGACAAAAUCUACAGUUUUAAAUAAAAAAUUAAAAUACUAA
Molecule: messenger RNA, 1041 nt
Organism: Macrosiphum euphorbiae (potato aphid)
Lineage: Eukaryota; Metazoa; Arthropoda; Insecta; Hemiptera; Aphididae
Source: the annotation of a GenBank genome assembly